AUGGAGCUAUUCAAUUUUAAACCUCAAUACCAGCCUGUGGCCAGCAACAAUUCCCCGCGGCCGGGAAUCCUGCCCUUCCUGAGGCAGUAUCCGCUAGGUAACUACAUACUUUUACUCACCAUCGCUGUGGUGUCUGCCGGGAUAGGAGCGUUGAUUGGAAGGUCAUCUCUUGGCUGUGGGAGCUGUGUCCAGUACUCAAACCGUAAGUAUACAUCAUCGGACCCUACCCUCCAUCUACUUCGACUGGCACAUGUUGCAGAAGCUUAUCCUUCUCUGGCAGCUGAAAUCCCGCUGGGCACCAUCAAGGAGAUCUUUACCUAUAAUCGGACAUUUGGUGAAGACCCACGAAUAGAUAACGGCACGCUGGCAGCCUGGGACUCCCUUGUUCCAAGUGAGUAA
Trichophyton verrucosum HKI 0517 is the source of this 399-nucleotide messenger RNA. RefSeq lists its product as uncharacterized. Bases 1 to 399 code for a protein of 132 amino acids. NCBI's taxonomy places the organism in Eukaryota, Fungi, Ascomycota, Eurotiomycetes, Onygenales, Arthrodermataceae. The transcript has a single exon. The record is from RefSeq and is a predicted model, not a curated record.